AUCAGCAAACACGGGAGACGCGGAUGAACAGGAUUGCGUGCAGGACAAGGGCGUUUUGGAUGGCUUCAAGUUGACACAAGGCAGGUUGAGUGGUGUCGGCCAGAGAAUAAGAAAUGUUUAAUUUCUGUGACAACACUUCGCGUAAUGCAACGCCACAGUGUUUCAUUCCAGUCAGAGAUGCAACAUUACCAAGCCGUGGAGUCCUCGGAGUACAGUAUGAAUUGAAAGCACUUUACCUCUUUGCAAAUAGGAAGAAGGUUUUGUCCAAAUGUCAGGCGAAAGCCGGUGGCGAAAAGCAGCAGCGGCAAGAGCAGAGUUUUCAGUACGAGCAGCCAACCCACUUAGCACAGCAGGAGGACCCAUGGAAUCGGCUGCAUGCAGCCGCAACCGUGGCAAGUGCCAACAAAGGAAUCUACCUCUACAAUCCCAAGGCACCCAAAGACAGCCUGGACAUUCAUCUUAAUGCUGUUUAUGAUCAUUCAAACGCAUUUUUGAAGCAGAAAAAUGAGGUGAUUCUUCAAAAAACUACUUGUGAUCCUCAGAGAGGCUGUUGGCUAAGCACCAAUGGACAAUUACCUGAAGAUGUGUUUCGCCGGAAAAUAGCAAGGGACAGAGUGCAGAAAGAUAUUUGUGGCUGUGCCCACGAUCACACAGAAACCAGCGCUAUUUACGUACGAGCAAGAUCUCCCCCAAGAUUUUGGGUUUCACCCACAAAAUCAUCUAUUCAUAGCAUCUCUGGAGCAAUAACAAGCCAACAUACCGCGGCAACUAACGGAGGUUAUUCCAGGAAAAUAGACGGUGGUUUCUUUACAAUCUGAAUUAGAGGAUGUUUCUGCAUAAUACUGAACUUAGAUAUUGUCAAGUCUUUGUUCAAUAUCUUCAAUAAGACACUGUAAUAUUAAGAACAAGCUGUGCUAGUACUGUGAAGUAGCAUUGAAAGUAAGGACUUCUCCCCAUGUAAUUAGAGAAUUAAAUCACUA
This is a messenger RNA of Leucoraja erinaceus (little skate), 980 nucleotides long. RefSeq names its product cilia and flagella associated protein 276 (gene cfap276). The coding region runs from base 114 to 818 and encodes 234 amino acids. NCBI's taxonomy places the organism in Eukaryota, Metazoa, Chordata, Chondrichthyes, Rajiformes, Rajidae. The transcript has 6 exons. The record is from RefSeq and is a predicted model, not a curated record.